AUGUCCUUGUUGCAGAAGAAGUACCUGAUCACGGGUGCCGCUGGCAUGGUUGGGUCCAACCUUGCAGCCCGCCUGCUACAAGACCCUGAGAACAUUGUCACCCUUACCGACAUCAUCGAGCCACCCAUCCCAGUAAGGGCACGAUAUCCCGAAAACGCACGGGCUUUGGCGGCCGACCUUAGCGACGGCGAUGCGUUGGUUAGAGUCGUGGCGAUGUCCGUACCGCUGACAGCCGUCUUCGUUUUCCAUGGCAUCAUGUCAGGCGCCUCAGAGGCCAAUCCAUCACUGGCAUAUCGGGUAAACUUCGACGCCACGCGGGCGCUGCUCCUGCACCUUGUCGAUGUCCAGCGCGGCGUACGCAUCAUCUUUGCUUCCUCGAAUGCCGUUUAUGGCCCGCCACUGCCUGCGAUCGUGAGCGAGGCUACUAUGCCUACACCGACAGGUGUUUACGGCACAUGCAAGUUUAUGGUUGAGCUGCUUAUUAAUGAUAUGCACCGCAGGGGCUGUAUCGACGCCUUCUCAGUACGCUUUCCAACAAUAUCUGUGCGCCCAGGAAAGCCGGCGCCCGCUGCCAGUGCGUUUCUCUCUAGCAUCAUUCGAGAACCUUUAAAUGGUCAACUCUCUGCCUUGCCGCUACGAGACCGCAGCUUCAAAGCCACACUCUGCAGCCCCCAUACGUGUAUAGAGAAUCUGAUCCGCGUAGCAUCGUGGAAGUCAGAUGUCUUGCCCCGACAUCAAAGAGCCAUAAAUUUUCCCGGUAUCAUCGCAAGUGUGCAGGAUCUUCUGGACGCGCUCGCAAAUGUGGCUGGGGAAGACAAGCUAGCUCUUGUUACCGACGAACCACACGAAGCAUACGAGGCGCUGCUUCGAAGUUGGGCCUGGAACCUGGAUUACUCAUUGCCACUGUCACUGGGACUGAAGAAGGAUGAAAGCGCGGAGGGCCUAGUGCGGGAGUAUGUCGAGUCCAUGGGAAGUUGA
This is a messenger RNA of Grosmannia clavigera kw1407, 978 nucleotides long. Its product is annotated as nucleoside-diphosphate-sugar epimerase. Lineage: Eukaryota; Fungi; Ascomycota; Sordariomycetes; Ophiostomatales; Ophiostomataceae. The transcript has a single exon. The coding region runs from base 1 to 978 and encodes 325 amino acids. The record is from RefSeq and is a predicted model, not a curated record.